UGCUGAGUAAACAAAUUGGCAUAUACUGUAUUUGCCUGAAUCCACGAACAGCCCCCCCCCACACACACACACACACACGCCCCAGUUAUUUGAUGUUAGAAAUUUGUGGGCCAUCUUAAAUUCAGAAGCCUUUAGGAUAAAUACAGGGCAAACGGCUCAGAGAUCAAGAUCAUGGCUUUCUCCAGCUCUGAUAUGGAUGAGGCCUUCGAUUACUUGUUCAAGAUCAUUCUGAUUGGAGACUCCAAUGUAGGGAAGACGUGUGUAGUCCAUCGUUUCAAGUCAGGGCAAUACCAUGCAAAGCAGCAAAACACCAUUGGGGUAGACUUCACAGUGCGUUCACUGGAGAUUGACAGCAAGAAGGUGAAGAUACAGGUGUGGGACACAGCAGGCCAGGAACGCUUCCGGACAAUAACCCAGAGUUAUUAUCGUAGUGCUCAUGGUGCUAUCCUUGCUUACGAUAUGACCAGGAGGUCCACUUUUGAGUCUAUUCCUCAUUGGAUUCACGAGAUUGAAAAAUAUGGUGCUGCAAACUUGGUCUUGAUGUUAAUUGGGAACAAGUCUGACGAAGCAGACAAGCGCCAAGUCCUCUUUGAAGAUGCUUGCACACUAGCAGAAAAGCAUGGUCUUCUGGCUGUACUGGAGACGUCCGCCAAAGAGGCUCAAAAUGUUGAUGAAGUCUUCAUACUGAUGGCUAAAGAGUUGAUGGCUAGGAAUACCUUGCAGCUUCACGGGGAGAACGGCUCUUCAGAUCACAUUCAGCUAGACAGCAAGCCAGUGCUUGUCACUCAGGAGGAGAAGUCCAGCUGCUCAUGUUGAUGAGAUGCUUCAAAGAGAAGAAACAACUGGGGUCAUUCCUGAGGCUUUAUGCUCUUGUGAGCACCUUCUGUCUAGCCUCUGGUUGCCAUCCUGAUGUAACCUGGCUGGGCAAUUUUGGCCUGUUGCUGUUAUCCAGAAACAGACACCAUUAUCUGUUGCCUUUCAGGUUGCAAUGGCCAAACUUGGCAGGGCCACCCUUUAACUGAAGAGAAAAGAGAUCUCUUGAAAGUCACAAACUUACUAGAAAAGAACAGUGAAGACUCUGACAGAAGUAGAUAAGCAUCUUGGUAUCCAAAGGGUCAGCCUGUCAAGCAUCUGCAUUCUACCAGUGGCUGUGGAAAAAGAUGGCUUUCCUUGUCUGUCACGACAGCAUCUCUCCUGUGUGUGUUUAGCUCCAAAUGGAGUACUGAUUGGGUGAUUGCUGGUGUAAACGUAAAAUGGCUUUCCAUCCUUUUGCAAGCUUGUCCUUUCAUAUAGGUCUAAAACUUUACUGGCUUCCCAGUUUGCUUAAGAUGCUUCCUGUUGCCCUCAUUGACUAGUCCAGGGGUUCUUAAACCUGGGUCUCCAGAUGCUGUUGGACUACAACUCCCAUCAUCCCUUCAGCCAUUGUGGCUGGGGAUGACAGGCGUUAUAGUCGAACAGCAUCUGGGGACCCAACUUUGAGAACCCAGGUCUAGGGUUUAUAGAAGUGUUUUAACAAGGGAUUUUGUUUGCAUGUGACAGACUUAUUUUGCCUACUUUGGUUUAAUAAAGUGACUGAUCCUGAUUGAAAAGCA
Molecule: messenger RNA, 1592 nt
Organism: Hemicordylus capensis (graceful crag lizard)
Lineage: Eukaryota; Metazoa; Chordata; Lepidosauria; Squamata; Cordylidae
Gene: RAB19
Product: RAB19, member RAS oncogene family
Exons: 4
Coding region: 172-816 (214 amino acids)
Cellular component (GO): trans-Golgi network
Molecular function (GO): GTP binding; GTPase activity
Source: RefSeq, a predicted model, not a curated record